AUGGAGGCCGAACGGCCAGAGACCGCUGACUGGCUCAACAAAUUCCUCAGCACCCUAUGGCCUAUGAUCAAUCCCUCCCUGUUCACCUCCCUCUGUGACAUGAUCGAGGACUCCAUCCAGGCGUCCAUGCCCAGCGCCAUCAAGGGAGUGCGCAUCGCGGACCUGCAGCAGGGGAGCGUGCCCCUGCGCCUCCUCGGCAUGCGUGCGCUCGACACGCAGGAGGAGGGCGACUACGUGAACCUCGAGGUCGGCGUCGCGUACCGCGCACGCGCGACGAGCGGCUCGCUCAAGUCGAAGGCGCAGAACCUGCACAUGCUCAUGCAGUUUUGGCUUCCGAUGGGCAUCGUUGUGCCCGUCUGGGUCGAUGUGACGGGCAUUCUGGCGACAGCGCGCGUGCGGCUGCUCGUCACGCCGGACCCGCCGUUCCUUGCGGAGAUGGUCUUGACGCUGUUGGGACAGCCGAAGGUGACAGUGUCGUGUACGCCGUUGGCCAAGAACUUCUUUGAUGUCAUGGACGUUCCCGGUCUCAGCAAGCUGCUCUCGGACGCAAUCAAUAGCGUUGCGGAGAUGUAUGUGGCGCCGAGGAGCUUGACGCUGGACCUGAAGACGCUGCUGAGCGGGCGGGAGAAGAUGGACACGGACGCGGUGGGCGUGCUCAUUGUGACGGUCAAGCGGGCGCACGGCUUCCAGAAUGGCGACAAGGUCAAGUUCUGGCAGAGGCAAGGCGACCAGAAGGGGGAUCUGUAUGUCACUCUUUCGUGGUCGAAGUGGGGCAAGCCAUUAUGGUCGACGAGGAUCAUUGAGGACGAGACGAACCCUGUCUGGGAAGAGACGACGAUGGUCCUUGUUGGCAACACCGACAUAAACGCGGAAGAGAGAAUCAAGUUGGCACUUGUCGACUCAGACCGCUUCACCGCCGACGACUACCUCGGCAUCGUCGAGGCACCCGUCAAGGAGCUCAUGUCCUCAGACGAGACCGUCAACCGCAUGAGCAGCCGCGACGACGCCUUCCACGACUCGCACGGCGUCGAGCUCUUCGGCCGCCUCCAAUGGGAAGUCGGCUGGUUCGCCAAGACCACCUUCGAGCAGUCCAUCGCGCACAGCGGGAAGGACGCCGUCGCGCUCGAGCGCGAGAUCAAGGAGAAGGCGAUCAAGUGCAUCAAGCGCACGCGGCAGCGCGACGGUACGCCGGACCCGGAGCAGGCGGAGAUGGACCACCAGGUGAAGCUGGCGCUGAAGGAUAAUAUUGAGGAGAUCAUCGCGGCGACGAGCCCGCCGGAGGAGUUCCCGAGUGGGAUUUUGUCGUUCAAUAUUGAGCAGAUUAUUGGGUUGGAGAUUCCGGAUACGAGGAAGGGGCAUCCGGGUGAGGGGGCUGAGGAGGAGGAGAGUGAUAAUCUGCCGUCGGGAUACUGCACGGUGAUGCUCAACCAUGAGCGCAUCUACAAGACGAGGACGAAGCUGAAGAGCAACAAGCCCUACUUCAAUGCUGGCACUGAGCGCUUCAUCCGCGACUGGCGGACAGCGCAGCUGCUCAUCUGCGUCCGCGACUCGCGCAACCACGAAGUCGACCCGAUCAUCGGCGUCGUCUCCUUGCCCCUGCGCAAGAUUUUCCACAGCCGCUCACAAGUCACCGACAUCUACCCCCUCGUCGGCGGCAUCGGGCAUGGCCGCAUGCGCGUUCAAAUGGUGUUCCGCUCCGUGCAGGUCCAGCUGCCUCGCGAGCUGUCCGGCUGGGACGUCGGUACGCUCGACAUCGACUGGCACGUCCGCGCUGACGCGCACUUCCCGCCCGACCUUACGACCUCGCGCGUCAUCCUGCGCACGCCGUACGGGUCUGCGAAGCUCACGCCGCGCCACGAGGGCGGCUGGGAGCACCGCGGGCAGCGCCCGGUACGGCUGCCGGUGCGCAAGCGGUACGCGUCGUGCCUGCUCGUGCAGUUCCGCAAGCACUCGAUCGGGCCGGACCAGACGGUCGCGGUAUCGUCGCUGUGGCUGAAGGACCUGAUCGACGGCGAGGAGCGCGAGGUGGAGCUGCCGGUGUGGAAGCAAGAGGAGGAUGAGUUCCAUAAAGCUAGGCAGAACGCCAAGAACGCGGACGAGGAGCCGAUUGGGGAGCGCGUCGGGACCAUCUUCAUGAAGCUCCGCUUUUGGCCUGGCUUGAGUGGGUAUCACGAGAAGCUGGCGGGGAAGGAUACGGGGAUGGACGAUGUGAUGCAGGCGCUGGACUGCGCGGAGGGUGAGCGGGAAGAGGGCGAGGAGCUUGAAGCGGAGACCGGCGACUCCUCGUCUUCGUCGAUGAGUGACGAUGAUAACGAGGUGGAGCAGAAGGCCGGCGAGGCGGCGGACAAGGGGAAGGCGACGCUGAAGGACGCGCGCGACCGGCAGAGCCAGCUGAAUCGCCGGCACCGGGGGCUGAUGCAGUGGAGCGGGAUGCGGAAGAUGCACUGGGUGGGGCACAACAUCGAGGACAAGUUUGAUACGGCGGGCCAGAAGAUCAAGGGCGCGUUCAAGCACAAUCCGAUGGAGGGCCAGGUCGAGCAUGAAGUAUGA
This is a messenger RNA of Schizophyllum commune H4-8, 2550 nucleotides long. RefSeq lists its product as uncharacterized. The transcript has 4 exons. The coding region runs from base 1 to 2550 and encodes 849 amino acids. NCBI's taxonomy places the organism in Eukaryota, Fungi, Basidiomycota, Agaricomycetes, Agaricales, Schizophyllaceae. Gene Ontology annotation, molecular function: lipid binding. The record is from RefSeq and is a predicted model, not a curated record.